Messenger RNA from Colletotrichum tamarilloi, 588 nucleotides. RefSeq lists its product as uncharacterized. Bases 1 to 588 code for a protein of 195 amino acids. Lineage: Eukaryota; Fungi; Ascomycota; Sordariomycetes; Glomerellales; Glomerellaceae. The transcript has 3 exons. The record is from RefSeq and is a predicted model, not a curated record.
AUGACAUCGCUGGCCACUCACGCUCUCAGGAAUGAGAGGUUCAGAGACAUUGUGAUGAGUCCAAGAAUGAGCCCGAGACGCAGCCGUUUGGAAUUUAGCCAGCCAGUACGCUUUCAUGCGCGACAUCCAUGUCUGGCUGAAUGCACGAGUCGGGAUACGACAGGAUCUUUGAUUUGCCUAGAUCUUGUGGAUGUCUUGCGGCUGGGAGAGCCAGGCCUGGGGGUUCUGAUGGUACGCCUGGUCGCCCGUUCACCGGGAAGCAUCGGGAGCAGACCGUUGACAGGUGAGGCGGUGCCGUUUGCUCCCGUCUGUGGGUCUGCACGGACGACGGGUGGGCAACGGUGCAGCCACAGCCGUCGUCCGGUCCCGAAAACUUGGGAUGGAUGGUGGGCUGUUCUUUUUUCUGCCCUUGUUUUGUGGGUUGGCGUGGCUCUAGUCGGAGGAUCGCUAGUUGCUUCGAGAAACGUUGUUUACAGCGCCACAAGUGCAGGCUUUGAAACGAUGUCAAUCUUGUCUCGACCCCGCGAUCGCGUUCCGCAGUGUUGCUGGAUGCACACUUAUUCCUGCAGCUUGGAGAGACGUGUCUAG